This is a messenger RNA of Eurytemora carolleeae, 477 nucleotides long. RefSeq lists its product as uncharacterized. The transcript has 4 exons. Bases 3 to 404 code for a protein of 133 amino acids. Lineage: Eukaryota; Metazoa; Arthropoda; Copepoda; Calanoida; Temoridae. The record is from RefSeq and is a predicted model, not a curated record.
AGAUGGCAGGUUUUAGAAUCCUUCUUCUCCUGGUAUCAUUAACAACAGGGUUGGUUUUAACAGAUGGGAAACUGGUCUGUAAGCACGAUCCUUAUGGAGAAAGUUCUAACGGGGGGUUUGAUUCAGGAUUGAAGAGCAGAAUAAGCGUUGAGUUUGGGAACACUGAAUACAUUAUAGAUGAAGAAAUAUUUAACCAGAUAUUCGCUGAAUAUUUAGAGAAACCAGGAGUACAACCUGGAGCUAACCUGACCCAAUCCAACAGCUCCAGAACACCUGAAUCUACGACCAAGAAAACUAUCUUCAUCACAAAACCUCUACAGAGCGAUGCCACUUUUAUUAGACUUGAUAAAUAUUGCUUAAUAAAUGCUUUUACUCUCAUGAUGCUUUCUAUCCUGAAUGUUUAGGCAUUGAUGAUAACUAAGAACUUCUAUAAUAUAUUUGGUGUGUUUGUUUGUAUCCAAUAAACGUAAAACUCUG